AUGGCCCGCUACUGCCCCUCCGACUCCAUCUACGUCGGCUUAGAGGGUCAGCUGACUGGGCUCGAGCACGACGUCAGUGGCAGGGUGCGCAUCGUGAAUGACUGCACUUUUGAGGUCUCCGGCUUCACCUACGACGGCCAGGGCUCCGAUGUGUAUUGGUGGGGCGCCUUUUCGACCGCCUACAACGACAUCCGCUCGGAGGGCUUCCGCAUCGUGCCGGAGCAAGUGACCCGCAGCUACCACGGAGAGACGGUCAACUUCACGAUGUGCCACGGCCUCGAGGUCGACGAUUUCUCGGUCAUCAGCCUGUGGAGCGAGGACUGGGCAGUCGACUUUGGGCAUGCCACAUGGAGCUGA
Chlorella variabilis is the source of this 357-nucleotide messenger RNA. RefSeq lists its product as hypothetical. The record is from RefSeq and is a predicted model, not a curated record. The transcript has 3 exons. NCBI's taxonomy places the organism in Eukaryota, Viridiplantae, Chlorophyta, Trebouxiophyceae, Chlorellales, Chlorellaceae. The coding region runs from base 1 to 357 and encodes 118 amino acids.